UGUCAAGUUGACAACUAUCACAAUAUUAGUAUUUAUUAUUUAACUUAUAUUAUAUGUUCAGGAUUUUUAGUUCUUAAGUAAAAUGGCCAAGACAAACAUAGAAGAUAUAGAUCUAUACGGAUUACUUGAUAUUCAGAUAACAGCCACAGAAGCUGAGAUAAAAAAAGCCUAUCGAAAAAAGGCCUUACAGUGCCAUCCAGAUAAAAAUCCCGACAAUCCAAAAGCUGCAGAAACCUUCCAUGAACUAUCUCGAGCGUUGGAAAUAUUGACUGAUAAAGCAGCUAAAGCUGCAUAUGACAAGGUAUUAAAAGCUAAAGCAGCUGCUAAACUAAGACAUCAAGAGUUAGAUAGUAAACGACAAAAGCUCAAAGAGGAUUUAGAAAGGCGGGAACGUGAAGCAGUGUCUGGUGGUUCAAAUGUUAACUUAACCGAUGAACAAAAACUUGCUGCUGAAAUUAAAAGAUUACAAAAAGAAGGAAGCAGACUUUUACAAGAGGAACAACAGAAGAUGAAAGAAGAAAUUCAAAAAACUAUGAAAAACCUCAAUGAACCUGUAUGGGAUCCUAGUUUAAAUAGAAUUAAAAUAAGUUGGAAAGUUGAUAAAAAUGAUUCUGACAAUGGAGGGUACAAUGAAAUUAAUUUAAAAAGGUUUUUUAAAAAGUAUGGUAAUAUUACAGCAUUAAUUAUGUCACCAAAAAAGAAAGGUAGUGCUCUUGUAGAGUUUUCAUCUAAAGAAGCAUCUGAAAUGGCUAUUGAAUUUGAAAAAGGUCUUCCAGAAAAUCCUCUCAUAUUAAAAUGGGUUAAUGAUAAACAAAUUUUAAGUAUGAAAAAGGCUGCAAAUGUUAGUUCUCUGGUAUCAAAUAGAGACUAUGAAUCAAUGGUUUUAACAAAAAUGCGUCAGGCAGCAGAAAGGCAGCGUUUAAUAGAGGAAAUGAUGAAAGAAGACCAGCAAGAAAAUUUUAAUAAAUAAUUUGAUUAAA
Messenger RNA from Vanessa atalanta (red admiral), 980 nucleotides. It is a transcript of the gene DnaJ-15, whose product is annotated as dnaJ homolog subfamily C member 17. Gene Ontology annotation, biological process: spliceosomal complex disassembly. Gene Ontology annotation, cellular component: spliceosomal complex. Gene Ontology annotation, molecular function: RNA binding. The transcript has 3 exons. Lineage: Eukaryota; Metazoa; Arthropoda; Insecta; Lepidoptera; Nymphalidae. The coding region runs from base 83 to 970 and encodes 295 amino acids. The record is from RefSeq and is a predicted model, not a curated record.